This is a messenger RNA of Cladocopium goreaui, 526 nucleotides long. The record is from the annotation of a GenBank genome assembly. Lineage: Eukaryota; Dinophyceae; Suessiales; Symbiodiniaceae.
CGUAGCACAAAACUUUUUUGCGUGCCAUGGAGCCGGGAAACGAUCGCAGGCCAAGUGAUUUGCAAACGGCUGGCCGCUUGUUGAUGAGUUCCAGGGGUGGCAGUGGUGACCAGGAGGCACUACACAGGACACUCUCGAUGCCGAGUUUCCCAAGUACUGGUCGCCGCCACGAGUUUGCCCUCCGUGAGAGAUUGGAUGACUUGCAGGUGUGUUCCUUCCCAAAAGACGUCCAGCUGGACACAGAAUUUGAAGACCGACUACGAUGUUUGGAGUCUCUCUUCAAAAAAGGCACAGCUCCCUUUCUCUACACUUCGCCUCCCAGUACUGGUGGGCGUGCCACUGGCCGGCUCAGUACAUCAAGAGGCUCUCUGGUAUCUCGCUGCUCUACUGGUCGGUUGAUCAAUACGCCACUGGCUACACCUGCGCUGGGCCGGUAGGAUUUGAAAGUGGGUUCAAGAGACCAUUCUCAUCCAUUCUCUGGAAAUGAUAUUUGUGAAGAAGGGUGGAGCGUGUGCAAAAGACCGCU